Molecule: messenger RNA, 1480 nt
Organism: Prunus mume (Japanese apricot)
Lineage: Eukaryota; Viridiplantae; Streptophyta; Magnoliopsida; Rosales; Rosaceae
Product: Nucleic acid-binding, OB-fold-like protein
Molecular function (GO): tRNA binding
Source: RefSeq, a predicted model, not a curated record
CUGAGAGAAGUCCGAGCUCUGAUUCUGAAGGAAAGAAAUGGCAGCUAAUGGAAGCACCAGCCUAGACAGAAAGCAAUUGAUAGCAUCAGCUCUAUGCAAACACUUCUCUUUAGAUCCUAAAACGUUUCCGGAAAACAUUGCUGAAGAUGAAAUCACGAGUUUCUAUACAACCAUCUUGAAGUCAGCCAAAAACGACGCCUCAGUGGAAGUGCAAGAUGGGGUGCUUCAAUGGAUAAGAUAUGCAGACGGUUUUCUUACAGAUCCCCAGGCAUGCUUUGAAGUUCUGAAAGGGUUAAAUGAUACCUUGGCUGACUUGUCUGUGCUUUUGGGAAAUGGUUUCACACCCUCUGAAGCUGAUGUUAUUGUGUUUGCUGUGGUGCAUUCUUCUGUGAUUGGCCUUUCGAAUUCAGAUAGGCAAAAGUUGCCGCAUCUGUUGAGAUGGGUGGAUCACAUCCAGAACAAGGUGGAUUUUGGGGACUUACUUAAGAAGAUAGUGAUAGAGAAGGUUCCAUUUGACUUUCUAAAGUUGUAUGCAUUGCGGGGAGCAAAAAGUGCAGGUAAGGUGGAAAUAGAUUCAAAUGCAAAGAAGACUGUUCAAAGUGCAAAAAGCGCAGACAAGCCAGAGGCAGACCUGAACACAAAGAAAAGUGAUGCUGAGAUAAAGGCUACAGGAGAUAAGAAAACAGAUAAGAAACCCGAUAAGAAAGCUACUCAAGAGAAGAAAAAAUCUCCAGAAACAGAGGCAGUUGAGAAAGACAAAGAACUUAGUGUCAGUUUGUUGAAUAUACAGGUUGGCCUCAUUCGCAAAGCUUGGAAGCAUCCGUCUGCUGAUAGUUUACUGGUUGAGGAGAUUGAUGUUGGAGAUGCUAAAUUGCGACAAGUGGUCAGUGGCCUGGCAAAAUAUUGUAGUCCUGAGGAGUUGACGAACCGUAAGGUUGUGCUGAUUACAAAUGUGAAACCUGGAAAGUUACGCGAUGUGGCGUCAGAAGGACUGGUGCUAUGUGCUUCUAAUGAAGAUCACACUCUUGUAGAGCCUUUGCUCCCUCCAGAAGGAGCCAAACCUGGGGAACGUGUGUCAUUUUCUGGGGUUGAUGGAAAGCCAGAAGAUGUCCUCAACCCAAAAAAGAAACAGUUGGAGAAGAUCACACCGCAUCUUUUCACUGAUGAUAAGGGUGUGGCUACGUUCAAGGGUAUUCCUUUUAUGACCUCAGCCGGGCCUUGUACAUCAUCCAUUUCCAAGGCAAGCAUCAAAUGAUGAUCUUUGGCCCAUCCAACAAAAAUUGUAACUCACACUUUUCAAGGAUUUUCUCAGCAAUGCAUUAGUGGCCCUCAUUUGAUGAGAAAAUAUUUUAUGGAAAUGCAGGUUCAUUUUCCUUUUUGAAAAUGGAAAAAAAUGUUGUAGUGAGGCUAGUGUCAUAUCAAACAGGGUUCAUGUCGCCUUACCCUCCUAUCAAAUGCUUUUACAUGCUGUUGCAAUCAA